Oikopleura dioica is the source of this 2028-nucleotide messenger RNA. The record is from the annotation of a GenBank genome assembly. NCBI's taxonomy places the organism in Eukaryota, Metazoa, Chordata, Appendicularia, Copelata, Oikopleuridae.
AUGUUCAAGACUACCUGUGCCGUCCUUGCUGAAACCUGCGAAAACACCGUUGGUUCAUUCACUUGUUCAUGCUCAACUGGAUACGAACGUAACGAAGCUGGAGUCUGCGUCGAUAUCGACGAGUGCGCCCGAGAAAUCGACACGUGCCACGCAACAAAAGAACGAUGCGAGAAUCUGCCGGGCUCCUACGAAUGCAUCUGCUUGCCAAUGUCUUUCGACGAAUCCAUGGACACCAUUCGAGAAUGGAUCAACAUUACCUCCGAAGUCCUUGCCGAUCACCGUCGUGGAGGCAAAUUUGGAAACCGGGCUGACAAACUUCUUCAAAACAUGCUUCUCUGCCACGAAGUCAACUGCACUGCUCCCCACGAUGCUGAGCGAGUCGGCGAGAACGACUUCGCCGUCUGGAACAAGGGGGCUGUCCGAUUCGAAGACCACUGCUCUCAGACGAAAAUCAUCAAAGCUGGCCUGUACACGUGGCUUGACAACUACGCCUGCAUGAGCAGCAAAACGAGCCGACACACUAAACGAGUGUCUAGGUUCAUUGAAAGAGCGGCAAAAUGGCGAGAAGAAAACGGAAUUCCAGAACCCGAGCGAAAAUUUAACCUCAACAACGAAAAAAUUUGGUUCAGAAACACUUACAGGCAGACUAAAGUUCAUCUAGUCAAUAAUUUUGUCAACAAAUUGAAAAAAUAUCGAUAUUCCCGCGAAAAAUUAACGACAGAAGUCGACAUAGCUAGUCUAUCCGAGCAAAAGAAGAAGAACAUCCAAAAAAAGCUCCUUCGAUGUAAGAACGCAGAAGAAUCGCUGCUCAAAGAAAUGUACCUGAUCAAGAGCUGGAAAGCAAACGACGUUUUCGAAAUGUUGCUCAAAAACGAACCCGUCCCAUUCGCCGAUGCUUGUCAAAUUGCUCACGACACGGGGAACUUGGAUUUAAGAGCGAGAGAGAGGAUAAGACAGUACAAACUGGUCCUGCCGGUUUGGGAAAAGCUCAAUAAAGAAUUGAAGCUCUUCGACUCUUCCCGGAGCCUGGAAGGCGCAAGUAAGGCUGCUGCUUUGGCAAAAACUGUCCUCGAAGAAUCUGAAAAACAAACAUCAAAAGAAAAAGUCUCUUCUGAAGUUUCAAAAGCUUCAAUCAAAAAAGAAUCAUCAGAAAACCCAGAUUCGCAACCCAGUUCAAAGAAGCAGAUUCAGAGGAAGAUCGAGCCAGAAUCGGACAACGACACGGAUGGGAGCGAGGUGGACGAAGAUGACAUGCCAGAGGAAAUUUCAAAUGCAGAUGCGGCGCGCUUCGAUUUCAACAAGCUCGGAAAACUCGUGCAGAAAGCUGAUGCCACGACGAAAGACGAAGAGGAGAAGGAAGCAGAGGAAGAGGAGGAAGACGAAGACGACUUCAAGGAGUAUUCGAGUGAUGAGGAAUCGGAAGAAAGUGAAGAAGAGGAGGAGGAGCACGUCAAGGAAGCCCUAAAGGAAGAUGAGCCGUUCGAGAUCGAAUUCGCCCUCCCAAAGAGUUUCCAAAACAAAACUACUGACGCAAAAGCAGAAGUAAAGCCAGAAAUCGACGUCAAAACAGACGACUUUGAUGCUGAUUCGGAAUCAUCAGAUGAUGAAGGGGCAGAAAGCGAUGACGAGAAUGAAUCAAGUGACGACGAAGGAGAUGAAGAGAAAGAAACGUCGGCGACGAAUGGGUUCUUUAUGACUGCCGAUCACAAGCCAGUCAAGGUGGCAAAGACGUCAAAGAAGGAAGUCAAGCGGUUCGCCAAAGACAAUCGCGACGGGCAAAGGGAACGAAAAAGGCAUGCCAAAGCUGUUUAUGGCCAGAAUCUAAUAGAAAUGGAAAAACAAGCGCAGCAAAAACAGAAGCUCGCUGCGAAGAAAGAGCGAAAAGCCGAAAAGCGCAAAUUGAAGGAAGAAAAGAAAAACCAACCUGCCGAACUCCACGGAAGUUGGGCAGCCAGUAAGCGAGCGAAAGAACAGACAGUAAUCCAGAAGUUCGAGGGAAAGAAAAUUACUUUCGACGAUUCUGAUUGA